This is a messenger RNA of Dentiscutata heterogama, 1452 nucleotides long. NCBI's taxonomy places the organism in Eukaryota, Fungi, Glomeromycota, Glomeromycetes, Diversisporales, Gigasporaceae. The record is from the annotation of a GenBank genome assembly.
AUGUCGAGCAGCAGUAACAAUGAUCAACAAAAUUGGGCUGAGGGUAGUGGUAGCGUGUUACUAAGCGGCGUUAAAGAGAAUAACUUUAUUUCAGAGUUGGAGGCAGAUUUCAGUAGGAUCGAGACCGUAUUUGACACUCUACUUGCGCAACCCUUGAGCGAGAUUGCAUCAAGAUUUCCACCAACAGAGCGUGCAAGGCUAUACUUAUUAUAUGCAUACUGUUGCAAUAAACUUACUUCCUUAUAUUUGGAGGCCAAUGGCGAGCCCGAGGCUAAAGAGGUCCUUGAACAGGAAAAACGUGUUCAAGAGAGUUAUAAUAGAGUUGAAAAUACGAUCAAUCCACCACAACCUUCAAUGAUGAUCGACCGUUCUGCUGCUGCGCGUUUCAUUAUGCAUUCCUUACCAAAGGAACCAAAAGAACGUGAGACAAGAGAAGAAGUUCGCGUAACGAGUUCGACUCAUACUCGAUUUGAUGACUAUAGUGAAAGAAGGUUUAGUGGUGGUUCUUCACCUAAUGACAAAAGAGCUAGUGGUUUUUAUAGUAGCGGAUCUUCACCUAGCGAUAGGAGAUCUAGUGGUGGCUUUUAUAAUACCAGUUCCCCAUCUAGUGAUAGAAGAAGCAGUAAUAAUUACAAUAUUGGAUCUCCAUAUAGUGAGAGAGAUUCUUUUCGUAUAAGCACGUCAUCUACGUCAUCUCGUAUAACACAUUAUGAUAGAAGCGAAUCAUAUAUUCGUGAUUACGAUCGAGAUUAUGAUCGGAAUCAUGACCGAGGUUAUUAUGAUCGCGAUUAUAAUCGCGACGACCGUGACCGCGAUCGUGGAGACGAACCCUAUCUUAUUACAGGAAUGAUAAUGAUAUCGUUUGGUUCUUCAUUUCUUAUGACAUUUGGACGCAAUAUACGAAGUGUAGUCUUGUCAAAACCUUCACUUAUAGGUGGAAUAACUAUCGGAAUUAUAAGAAUAUUAAUAUUCUUUGUCGGUAUUAUUGGCUUCUUUGCACCUUUUAAACGCUGCCACAAUUGGUUGAUGGCGCAAUCUAUCUGUAUAGUCAUGACAACAAUUGCUCUUUUGAUUUUGGGUGCUAUGAUUUGGUUUAAAACUCUUAACGAAAGGAAUUUCUUUAAAGAUGUAUGGAUAGGAUGGAUGAACGGCACUAGAGCAAGAUUUCAAGAUCAGUUUAACUGCUGUGGGUGGGAAUAUCCACUGUCCUAUGGGGUUGUAUCAAGAGGAUGCCUAGAUCUCCAACAGGUUAAUACAACUAUGUUUGGGGGUUGUGAUAGUCUGAUAAUAGGAACAGGAGAUAAAAUCUCUCGUGAAGUAUUCACCUUGUUAUUCGGAUUUAUAGCAAUAGAUAUAAUUACAUUCCUUACCAUUAGUGUACUUAUCCAUGCAAGGAAUAUAGUGGAACGAUUUCGUAAGAUUGAAGAGAAAAAUUUAAUGUUGCUUUUAUAA